Mitosporidium daphniae is the source of this 966-nucleotide messenger RNA. RefSeq names its product putative phosphohydrolase (ISS). Gene Ontology annotation, molecular function: coenzyme A diphosphatase activity; acetyl-CoA hydrolase activity. Lineage: Eukaryota; Fungi; Microsporidia. The record is from RefSeq and is a predicted model, not a curated record. Gene Ontology annotation, biological process: coenzyme A catabolic process. The transcript has 3 exons. The coding region runs from base 1 to 966 and encodes 321 amino acids.
AUGGAUUUCCCGCCAAUCUCGAAACAUUCUCGCCUCGCUAUUGAUAGUAUCUUCUUUGCUGCAAUUGAUGCUAAGUGUAGUGCUUGUGCUUCAAAAUGCCGUUUUUUCACUGUUCAUUUUCAUUUGCCUACUUAUUCCCAGCCUUCAGGCGGUCAUUGUGCUGACUUCGCACAGGUCGUCCUCGGUUCUGAUUUCAGCGCCGAUUUUGAAAAUCUCCUUGAUGGCACAUAUUCUUGUCUGAUCCCUAUGGUUCAUAGACCUUGGCUGACUGGUACCGACGCAGCAAACUUACUGAUACAAAAGUACGUUGCUUUCCCAAUCUUAUCAGAUACCUCUGCUUCUCUAUGGAUGCCACAUGAAAAGCUGAACUUGUUGCAAAGCAUUUCGCUGGAUGCGUAUCUUUGGGUUAGAGUAUCCUUUUUACAGGUGUUGUUUGCGGCUCUGAUCGUAAUCUCGGACGUUUCCGAUAUAGACACAUCGCUACGAGAAGCAUCGGAAGAACUGGGUGUCAACAUCGAGGAGCAUGUUGAUGAAAUCAUUGGGGUUUUGCCACCAACACUUGCAAAACAUGAACUACUAGUGGUGCCUGUAUUGGCAUUAAUGAAGGGAUAUCCUCCUCCUUUCUUUGCGGUCAGCAAUUCAGAAGUCGCAAAAACAUUCAUCGUCCCCUUGGAUAAGUUUCUUCAAUCCAAAUUCCAUUCAACAUUCGAGGGUAUUAUUAAAAGCAAAUGGAGCCCACGACCGCACCAACAACAUCCCUUUAGGGUUCAUACAUUUAACAUUGAGGACACAUGUGGAGAAUCGGUGCCCAUAAUAUGGGGAAUGACUGCUCAAAUCCUAAUUCAAAUAUCGCAGCUUUUGUAUCCAGACCGCAAGUCUGAAUUUCAAUUUGAGCCUCCGGAGGGACCCUCGUAUUCAGAAUUGGCCCAAGCAUAUUUUAAAUUUAAAAUAAAUUCAGCCAAGUAA